This is a messenger RNA of Suillus paluster, 754 nucleotides long. RefSeq lists its product as uncharacterized. The coding region runs from base 1 to 426 and encodes 141 amino acids. The record is from RefSeq and is a predicted model, not a curated record. The transcript is spliced from 2 exons. NCBI's taxonomy places the organism in Eukaryota, Fungi, Basidiomycota, Agaricomycetes, Boletales, Suillaceae.
AUGGUUAAAGAACAUCAGCAUCAGCAUAAGAAGCAUUCUCAAGGUUGCAAGCACAUCCACAAGAAGCAGGACACAGUGUACCACAACUGGCACAGACCUUUUACAUGGGUGCAGAUUGAUAAUGCUGCCAAAAAUCCGUCAGUUGCCUGGAGCUCAACACAGAUUGUUCAGUAUCUGAAGAAGAAAGAUUUGGUGACUUUCAAAGGUCUUGCAAGGUCCACAGUCAAGGGCUGGAUCGAUUGCAGUGGCAAGCCCAAAUGGACUGAAGCUGCAAUUCGGAUGGCAAAUCUGGGCAAUCAUCAAGGACAUUCCAAUGGAGGUAAAAAAGGGAUUUUCAUGAAGUAUCCAGCUGCUGAGAAGGCAAUCGUCAAACGGCUUGAAGCUCUUCGCGAUGCUGGAGCUGUACUUACUCUCAUUACAAUCUGAGGAAUCAUCAUUGCAAUCCUCUCCGAUAUGGCACCAGACAUCUUUGAGCACCAAGCGAAGGAUGGCUCAAAGUUCCAGUGUUCAGAUGCAUUUGUGUGACAUUGGUUGCAUGAAACCUUGCACUGGUCUGAGAGAUGCACAACACGAGCUGCCCAAAAAACUCCAGAUAACUGGGAAGACUUAUGCGAGCAAGCCUUCCUUCGACUAGCGUACAUCAUCAAAGAAGAGGACAUUCCAUCUGAUCUCUACGUCAAUACCGACCAGACCCAAGUUGUCUACGCACAAGGGUCUAACCUUAUGUGGGCAAAGACCGGUGCCAAGCAGGUCU